AGACAAUCACACUAGAUGACUAGAACACCAAGAAUGGCAUAGAAUAUUUAUCUGUGGACACCCCAAAAAAAUCAAAACCUCAACCAAGAUGGACGUAUUUUUUGUGAAAUCAAAUAUUUAGAGCUUCUCGCCAUUGUUGGGAGUUAGAUCUUCAAGAUGUAUAAUGGGAUUGGUUUGACAACGCCAAGAGGCUCCGGUACGAAUGGUUACGUGCAAAGAAAUUGGGCUUCUGUUCGAAAAACCAAAGAUUCUGUGAACUAUAGAACUGAAGAUGAAAUCGCGAAAUUAGAUUCUGCAUCAAAUAAACAACCGAAUCGUGAGAUCCUUGAUCAUGAGAGAAAGAGAAAAAUUGAAGUAAAAUGUGCAGAAUUAGAGGAUACACUGGAAGACCAAGGGUUACCGAAAGAGGAAAUAGCGGCGCGGGUCGCGGCGUUUAGAGCGAAGCUGUCGGAAGCAGGUGCAGACAAGGAUGUGCCCAGAGAUGAGUUCGGAAGAGUAGCUGUGCGCGAAACUCAUGCAGUGGCGGAGGCCCAACAAGAGAAAAAUGCGCGGAUCAGGGACGCGUUCGGCAUAUCGCCGCGGUUCGUGGAAGGGACGAGCCUGGACGCGGAGCGCCGGGCGCGGGACGAGGCUCAGAGGUACCCUCUAGUGAGGACGCCGAGCCACGAAAGAGAGGAUCGCGAUACGCACGUCACCAAGAAGAAAAAGAAGCGAAGCACAUCACCAGAAGCCAAAAAAUCUAAGAAGAAAAAGUCAAAGAAGAACAAGAAAGACAAACAGGUGACACUAGCAUUAACUAAGAGUCAAAGAAAAAUGUUAUGGAGAUUUAUUCGUAGGCAAGACAGCAAGAAGAAGAAGAAACGGUCCAAGUCGCCAAACGCUGAAAGUUCCAGCAGCUCGGAAGGCGACAGCGAUUCCAGCUCAGAAGACGAACGCCAGAAGAAAAAGAAGAAAAAGUCGGGAAGCAGGCGCCGGGCCAGCAGUGCGCCGUCCAGCCGCGAGACUUCACCAGUAAAGCAGACCAAAGAAAGACAAUGGGAACGCCCAGCUGAUUCACGAGGAAAUGAUAUCCGCAAAAAAAAUUGGGAGCGACCAGAAGAUCAAGAAAAUGACAGUCGAAGAAAGAAUCGGGAAAGCGAAGAGCGCAAUAACCGAUACGACGAAAACCAAAGAAAUUCACGACAGAAUUAUACAAGCAGAAGACGCGAUGAACGAAGUCGGUCGGUUGAGCAACGUAGGUCGGGCGAACGGCGCAGGUCGCCUGAGAAACGUAGAUCAGUUGAAAAACGACGAUCUGUUGAACGGAGGUCCUCUCCGGACUACCGGCGCAGGGAUGAUCGUAGGUCACCAGAAUAUAGACAAAAAUCAUACGUUAGCAAAGAUAAAAGCAGAGAUCCUGUCAGGGAUGAUUUUGAAAGAGCAAAAGAGUCUAGACAGUCCAAACGUGACCGGAAACGAUCGCCGUCUCGUUCCGAUUCCGAAGAACCACCUCCUAAGAAAUCCGAAAUCAGGGAAAAGAGAAUUCCACGACAGUCUAGCGACUCGCCACCUCCAGAAAAAAGACGACGCAGGAGUCCGUCACUUGACAACAGAGGAAGAGACGACACUUAUAACAGUAAAAAAGAAAAGUCAAAAGAAGAAGUGAAACGCAACGAUAAAAAACGAUCAAGAAGAAGCGAGUCGCCCGACUAUAGAAGUAGACGUCAGGAAGAAUUGCGAAAAGACGAAGAUGACAAAAGACGCAGAACUGACAAUGACCGAUACUAUAGAGAAAACUUGGAUGAGCACAAGCGAAAAAAGAAUAGAAGCCUAUCAAGAGAUAGACCGGAAACAUCUCGAGCAUAUCAAGAACGGUCUCCUGAAAACAAAUCUAAUAAAAGAGAAUCAAAAAAGGGACCUGAGAGAUAUUACAAAACCGCCAGAGUCGAGCCCUCUUCGUCGUCUGACUCCGAAACAGAAGCGCCUCCAAAGUCGAAAGAAAGUAAAACUUCACGAAACCAUAAACCGAGAAGCGAAUCUCCCCCUAAAGAGAAACGUCAGCGCAGUCCAUCUAUAGAAUACGGUAGGCAUGCAUCUCCCGACCGAAGAGCGAAUGAGAGGAAAACAGAAAAGUAUAAAAGUAGUUCGAAGUCAUCAGAACACAAAAGAGACGACAGUAGACAGAGACGAAAGUCACCUACGCCCGUAGGAAACACACGGCGUAAAAAUUCACGAAGUAGAUCUAAAUCGUCUACGCCAGAGCGCAGACACUCGAAGAAAGAGAAAAGAAAGAGCCGCACACCGAACUUGAAACCUAAGAAGAGUUCGGAGAGACGUACUUUGUCACCUAAGCCAGACCAAAGAGAUCGAAUCGACAAAGACAGAAACGAUCGCAAGGAAUCUCAUAAAGAUAGAUCGAGGUCGCGGUCGAAUCACAGGAGUCGGAGUACAUCGAGUCUCAGCUACUCGCCGGCGCGCCGCAGUCCGGACAGAUACCGCGAUAUUAUAGAGAAGUUACCAGAGAAGGAUAAAAGGAAAUACAUUAAAUCGCCAUCUGAUCUUCAGCCGAAGAAGAAGAAACGCAAAGACGUCGCCGAGAAAUACAACAAACCGAAGGCCGCGUGCAUGCGUAGCUCGUCCAGUGAAAAUGACGAUUCGGAAGAUGACUUUCUGAGGCUCGACGAGCGAGCGCGCCAGGAGGAGAUAGAUAACAAAGAGUUGAACAGACUCAAGGAGAAGUUAGCUCAAAUGGCGAAAGCUUCGAUGGAGCGAAAGAGGAUCGAGGAGGAAGCGGAAAGUGCAUCGACUUCGCAGGCCGUUCUCGACGCAAACAGCAAACCAGAGGAAAAGGAAACAAAUGGCAGUCCCGCAUUAAUAGAAAAGGAUUCCCCAAAAAUUGUCAACAAAAGUCCGGCUAAGCCUGUAACUCCUAAGAAGGAAAGCCCUGUAAACGUGGAAAGUUCUCCGGAAGUGAAAAAGAAGCGCGACAGAAGUGCGUCUCGGCGCAGCUGGUCGCGGUCGUCGUCGCGCUCGCGGUCGCGGUCCCGAUCUCGGUCGCGGUCUCGCUCUGGCUCGAGAUCCACCCGCUCGAGGUCGCGUUCAUAUUCAUCUUCAAGGCGCUCGCGCUCAAGCCGUUCGAGUUCGUACAGCAGCAGAAGUUCUUCCCGGUCGUCAAGCUCAUCGCGAUCGUCCCGCUCGUCAAGAACAAUGACGGGCGUGUACGCCGAUUACCGUAGAUCGAGCGAGCGCGACCGCGGCUCGGCGCGCUCGCGCUCGCCGUCCAUCCCGCGCCGCGCCGGCUCGCCCAGCUUCCUGGACCGGCGGCGGAUCACGAGAUAAAAAUUACACGAACUUAUAGCCCGAGUAUUCAAGAUACAAGUAGUUCACUCGGAAUAGUGAAGUGCUAGCUCAUAUUUAUCAUUAAGUUACAUGUAUUGCUAUAAUGUAUAUUUUAACAUUUUGGCAUAAUUUUAUGUUAUGUGCGGUUUCUAACUCAAUCUAUAGUAAUUUCUGUGGUAUUAAAUCCACUUCUCACAUUAAUUUAUGUACUAUUGUAUUGUAUUGUAAAUAUUUCGAUAUUAAAAUUUAGCAAUAGAUGUUACUCAAACACAGUAACAUUUUAUUUUUAAUGAACAUUGAACACAUAUUUUUUAUACAAUUCUAACUUCUAUGGCAUUAAAUACUUCAUACAUAUUUUAUGUUUUGUAAAUAUUAAUUAGAUUCUAUUAAUUAUUAUCAGUAGAUUUUACUCAAAUUAUUCGUAUUACCUAUGUAUGUUUUUUUUGUUAAAAUCUGUAGAAUGUUUGUCCUAACAUGUUUCUCCGUUUUCUCUGUUUGUAUACCAACUAACCCGGUUUUUUAUAUAUUAAUAUAAAACUUAAUUUAACUUUUUCUAUGUUGAUGACAUGUGUAUUUAUAUAAAUCCUUAAACAAAAAUUUAAUACCCACAAUGUUUUUUUGGUUCAUAAAACAAAUGCAAGAAUCAUAAAUUACUGAACGGGUCGCAUUUACAUGUUCUGAUCUCAUGAUCAAUUUAACGACUAGUAGUAAUAAUUUAACUUAUUACCAAGAUAUAUUUUCAUACUAGUUCUUAUAAAGGCAGUUCAGUUUUAUUAAAUUGUUGUUUUCUCUCUUCGUAGUGCGCCCAUUAUAGACCUAACAUAUACGUCAAAGAAAUACAAGUAUCGAAGAAGAUGAGUUAAAUAACUAUACAAAAAUUGUUGCCACAUACCAAUAUUAUGCGAAAAUGCAAGCGACGCCAGAAGUAGAAGUUGUGCUAUAUUAUAAGGACAAUUUAAUUCGAGUGUGUUUUGUUUCAAUUAUUUUGUGUUAUCACAUUAAAGUGUAUUGUAAAUUUA
Messenger RNA from Maniola jurtina (meadow brown), 4337 nucleotides. It is a transcript of the gene Srrm234, whose product is annotated as serine/arginine repetitive matrix protein 2. NCBI's taxonomy places the organism in Eukaryota, Metazoa, Arthropoda, Insecta, Lepidoptera, Nymphalidae. The record is from RefSeq and is a predicted model, not a curated record. Gene Ontology annotation, molecular function: mRNA binding. The transcript has 13 exons. The coding region runs from base 157 to 3318 and encodes 1053 amino acids.